UAUGCUCCACAAGAGUAUGUCUUUAGUUUAGACAAUCCGUAAAGAUGUCCGAGGCCGGUGCCACGUUGAUCGAAGGAAUCGGCGACGAGGUGUUGCUGUGCAUCCGUCUCGUUGACAUUGUCGGUCUCCUUGUGGCAUCUACAUCCAGAGUGCGAGGAAAGCGGCACCGAGGAAGGAAGCUGAGCCCCGACGUCGUUCGUCAGAGGCGGCUCGAGUUCAUCGAGAGGAGUUCUCGCGUCGAGAGCAUCAGCGGCGUCGAACCGGUGGAGCCGGACUCCGGGAAGAGUCGGCCCACUCCACCGACGAAGCAGCGCCGCAGCUCGAGAAGAGGAGGGCGUCGCCAUCCGCCUCAAAUACUUGAAGACACCGAGCGCUGCGUUAGGGCAUGCCAGACGAGACUGUUGGGAUCGUUCAAGAGGCGCCAUUUCGCUGCCGAGUUGGCAGGGCAACGGCUGGUGCGUCUGAUCUACAACGGAGGUCAGCUCCGCGAUGACAAUGCACGUCUUUCGUCCUGUGGCCUUAGCGAUGGCUGUGUUGUGCACGUCCAUAUCUCGACAACACCUGUUGUGCAGAACGAGACUUCAUCGGCCAAUUCCAAUGGCGAGGGCGACCUCAACCUGGGUGCCCUCAUGUGGCUGUUUGCGGCAACACUGGGCAUCCUGUGGGUGCUGCACUUUCAGUACCGCGAGCUUUUCAACACUUCAUCAACCGUUGUGCUUGUUGGCAUUUCCGGAUUGUUCUGUGUAGGUCUGUAUGGACAGCACUACCCCCAGUCACCAGCACUGCUGAUCAAGGAGGAGAGACUCAGACCACUCCAGUGUCGGGACG
Rhipicephalus microplus (southern cattle tick) is the source of this 828-nucleotide messenger RNA. RefSeq lists its product as uncharacterized. Lineage: Eukaryota; Metazoa; Arthropoda; Arachnida; Ixodida; Ixodidae. Gene Ontology annotation, biological process: ERAD pathway. The record is from RefSeq and is a predicted model, not a curated record. Gene Ontology annotation, molecular function: protein binding.